AUGUCGAAUGGUGAAAUAGAUACUACAGCAUUAAUUAUUUCAAUAUGCGUCAUUAUUCCUGCAGUCAUUGCUACUAGUAUUUGUGCAAUUGCCUAUUGUGCCCAUCGAAAAAGAGAUCGAAAAUUACAACAUCAAAGAAAUAGUUCUUCAUCAUAUGAAUAUGAACAUCGAUCUGAACGACAACUACAUGAUGCUUAUGUAAUCGAUGUUACACGUGCAAAUCGUUACGAACAACAACAACGUCGUUCCCGUGAACCACCACCUGUACUCGAACAAUCACCACCAUCUUAUGACAGUUCAAUUGGUCAAACGCGAAGACAACAAAUUCCAUUCCAAUUACCUGUUCGUACAACAACAAAUACUCAUCAACCUUUGUCUACUAUAACUCCAUCUGUCUAUUCAGCAAUGCCUCCAUCUUACGCUGAGAUAUUUUUAAAACCUCAGACAACACCAAAUGAAUGA
Messenger RNA from Adineta steineri, 462 nucleotides. The record is from the annotation of a GenBank genome assembly. Lineage: Eukaryota; Metazoa; Rotifera; Eurotatoria; Adinetida; Adinetidae.